AUGCCAUAUAAAUCUCGCUGGACAAUCGACAUCCCAGACAUCCAUCUAGCCUCUCUUCUCCUCAAAUCCCCCACAGCCCCUCUCUCCAAAACCCACAAGAACUACCUCGAAGCAGCCCGCCCAGAAACCCACUACCUCACCACCCAUGAUCUCCGCCUCUGGAGCCAGCGGUUCGCCGCAGGUCUCCGCAAAUCCGGACUCCAACCCGGCGACCGCGUCCUCCUCUUCUCAGGCAACGACCUCUUCUUCCCCGUAAUAUUCCUAGGCGUGAUAAUGGCCGGCGGAAUCUUCACCGGCGCAAACCCAACCUACGUAUCCCGCGAACUAGCCUACCAACUCCACGACAGCGGCGCCACAUACCUCCUCUGCGCGCAAAGCAGUCUAGAAACCGGCCUCGAAGCAGCCAAACAAGCCAACCUCCCCACAAGCCGCGUCUUCGCCUACGACAGCUCCAUCUACGACGGCGUCCCAGCCCCGCAAGACAGCUGCGCGUACUGGAGCGACCUCGUCGCUUCAGAAGAAGAAGGCACCGCCUUCGUCUGGGACGAGCUGGAUACACCAACCCUCUCGUCGCGCACUCUGGCACUCAAUUACUCAAGCGGGACAACGGGUCGUCCCAAGGGCGUCGAGAUCUCGCACAAGAACUACGUCGCCAAUAUGCUCCAAUACUGUCACACGGCUAGUCUGCAUCCGGAUUACAAGGGUCGUCUGCAGCGCUCGCGAUGGUUGUGUUUCUUGCCUAUGUACCAUGCGAUGGCGCAGAAUAUCUUCAUUGCUGCUGCGCUUUACCGUGCCACGCCCGUGUAUCUCAUGGCGAGGUUUGAGUUUGUCAAGAUGUUGGAGUAUACGCAGAAAUUCCGGAUUACGGAUUUUAUUCUCGUGCCGCCGGUUGUUGUUGCGUUGGCCAAGCAUCCUGCUGUUAAGAUGUAUGAUUUGAGUAGUGUUGAGUUGAUUGGGAGUGGUGCUGCGCCGUUGGGGAGGGAGGUUUGUGAGGAGGUUGAGAGGUUGUGGCCUCCUGGGAAGAUUAAUAUUAAACAGGGAUGGGGGAUGACUGAGGCGACUUGUUCGGUUACAGGAUGGGUUCCUACUGAAAUUAGUACUUCUGCAUCAGUCGGUGAGCUCAAUGCCAAUUGUGAGGCGAAGAUUAUGCUUGAUGGAUCCGAGGUGACCGAACGGAAUUGUCGUGGCGAGUUAUGGGUUCGAGCUCCGAAUGUGAUGAAGGGCUACUGGCAUAACGAGAAGGCCACGAAAGAGACCAAAACGGCGGAUGGUUGGCUUCUGACGGGGGAUAUUGCAUUUGUGGACGAUCAUGACAAGAUCCAUGUGGUGGAUCGAAUGAAGGAAUUAAUCAAAGUCAAAGGCAAUCAGGUGGCGCCCGCUGAGUUGGAGGCUCUUUUACUUGAACAUCCGGCGAUCUCAGAUGUCGCAGUGAUCGGAGUUGUCAUCAAUAACAAUGAGCAUCCUCGCGCAUAUGUGGUGCUUAGAUCUGGCCAAUUCGCCACUGCCAACGAGAUCGCGCAUUACUUGGACAACAAGGUCUCCGCGUUCAAGCGGAUUACCGGCGGAGUUGUAUUCCUCGAUGCGAUCCCAAAGAAUCCAUCCGGCAAGAUCCUUCGCAUGAAAUUGCGUGAACAGGCCAAAGAGGAGCUGAAGAGUGUCACUGCCAAACUCUAG
Molecule: messenger RNA, 1674 nt
Organism: Penicillium verrucosum
Lineage: Eukaryota; Fungi; Ascomycota; Eurotiomycetes; Eurotiales; Aspergillaceae
Product: acyl--CoA ligase
Exons: 4
Coding region: 1-1674 (557 amino acids)
Biological process (GO): secondary metabolic process
Molecular function (GO): CoA-ligase activity
Source: RefSeq, a predicted model, not a curated record